Punica granatum (pomegranate) is the source of this 1799-nucleotide messenger RNA. The record is from RefSeq and is a predicted model, not a curated record. Lineage: Eukaryota; Viridiplantae; Streptophyta; Magnoliopsida; Myrtales; Lythraceae.
AUCCAUAUAAGACAUUUCCCAUCUGUAUAAAUGCUUAAAGCCUAAACCAAGGGGCCGCGUCAAGAAAUCAGCUAGCGAUGGCGGCAGAGUCGACUCAGUCCCCUCCUAGCUGCCCCAUCAAGCACAUAGUCAUCUUGGUCCAGGAGAACCGCUCCUUCGAUCACAUGCUGGGGUGGAUGAAAUCUCUCAACCCGGAGAUCGACGGUGUCACUGGAGCUGAAUCGAACCCCUUACCUGCAUCAUCAGCCGAGUCAGAAGAUCAGAACUCCAUCCCCCGGCUACUCCAUUUCCAGGACAAUGCCACCUACAUCGAUCCCGACCCUGACCACUCCUUUCAAGCCAUCUAUGAGCAGGUCUUCGGCAAGCCGUGGACAGCCGAAGAAGCUGCGGAGCAGAAGCCACCCACCAUGGAUGGAUUCGCCCGGAAUGCAGAGGCAAAGAUGGAGGGAUUGGCGGAGAUCGUGAUGAGCGGGUUCCAGCCUGAUGCAGUGCCCGUGUUCAAGCAGCUAGUGUCCGAGUUUGCAGUGUGUGACCGGUGGUUUGCAUCGCUCCCCGCUGCAACACAGCCGAACCGGCUUUACGUGCACGCCGCGACCUCGCACGGGGCCACAGGGAAUGACACGGAGCAGCUGAUAAAGGGAUUCCCACAGAAGACCAUAAUGGAGUCGAUGCACGAGGCCGGCCACACUUUCGGAAUCUAUUAUCAGUAUCCCGCCUCCACCUUUUUCUAUAGAAACCUUCGGAAACCGAAGUAUCUAAAGCACUUCCACCAAUUUGAUCUCCUUUUCAAGAAACAUUGCAAGGAGGGGAAAUUACCGAACUAUGUUGUGAUCGAGCAGCGAUACUUUGAGGUUUCCGGGCUUCCAGCAAAUGACGACCACCCUUCUCACGAUGUCUCAGAAGGGCAAAAGUUCAUCAAGGAAGUUUACGAGGCAUUGAGGUCAAGUCCUCAGUGGAACGAGAUUUUAUUCUUGAUAGUCUAUGAUGAGCAUGGUGGGUUCUAUGAUCACGUCCCUACACCGUGGCAAGGAGUCCCAAACCCAGAUGACAUCAUUGGUCCCGAGCCUUACAACUUCAAGUUCGAUCGUCUAGGAGUCAGGGUUCCAGCCAUUCUAAUCUCUCCCUGGAUCGAGCCGGGAACAGUGUUGCAUGAGCCUACGGGGCCAUACCCGACCUCUCAGUUUGAGCAUUCAUCGAUCGCAGCGACUGUCAAAAAGAUAUUCAACCUUAAGGACUUCCUAACAAAGCGUGACGAGUGGGCAGGUACAUUUGAAGGAGUCCUAAAUCGUACCACUCCAAGAGCUGAUUGUCCAGUGACAUUAGCAGAGCCAGUGAAGAUGAGGGAAUCCGGGCCAAAUGAAGAGGCAAGUCUCAACGAUUUCCAGGAACAACUGGUGCAGAUGGCCGCGACGUUGAAUGGGGAUCACAAAAAGGACACUUACCCCCACAAAAUGGUGGAGAACAUUACUGUCUCAGCCGCCGUUGAGUAUAUCGAGGGUGCAUUCAAAAUGUUCUGCGAUGAGUGUGAGAAGCUGAAAGAUGAAGAUGGUGUUGAAGAGGCAGAAUCAUCGGAAGACAACCAGAAGGACGUCCCAACACUAGCGGCCACGAGAAAGACGCCCAAAAGUUUUGUCCAGAAAGUGUUUUCUUGCAUAAUAUGUGAUAACUGAUGUGUGUAUACAGUAUGUUAGGAUUGUCAAUCGAUCGCAUUUAGCCUUAUAACAAUAACUGGAAUAUUUUUUUUCUGAAAUAUUUUGAGAAAUUCGGUCACAUACAGCAGCGAUUUGUGGCUUCGAAAA